UAACUGGAGGGGCGUGUUAUUUUAGGGGAGAGGCUGUUGCUGUUGUUGAGUGGGCAAGGGGAAAGAAAGAAAGGUGGUGGAAAAGCUUUCCGUGCGUGUUUAGAUUUGCCUUGUCUUGGGGAUUCUUCUUUCCUUAACUUUUCCACGGAUUGAAUGUUACCCACUCUGUGUUGCCUUGCAAAGUGUACCUGCGCCCUUUUGCUUUUACUCAAUUAAAUCAAAUGCGUGGCUGGUCUUUGACGCGAUCUUUGUGAGUCGUAGUGCUUCUGAUUUUGCAGGAAGGAGAUAUACAAUUGACCAUGGCGAAGAGCUCUUUCAAGCAGGAGCAUCCUCCAGAGAGAAGACAAGCAGAAUCUGCCCGAAUUCGAGAGAAGUACCCAGAUAGGAUUCCGGUUAUCGUGGAAAAGGCUGAGAGAAGUGACAUUCCAGACAUUGAUAAAAAGAAAUAUUUGGUUCCAGCAGACUUGACUGUAGGUCAAUUUGUUUAUGUCGUCCGAAAGAGGAUAAAACUAAGUGCUGAGAAGGCAAUCUUCAUUUUUGUAAAGAAUAUACUGCCUCCAACAGCUGCUAUGAUGUCUGCUAUUUAUGACGAGCACAAGGAUGAUGAUGGCUUUCUCUAUAUGACCUACAGUGGGGAAAACACAUUUGGUAAUGAUAUGACUUACAAUGGGGAAAUCGCAUUUGAUGUUCUUAAGAUGCCAAGUGCACCUCAUAUAUGACAUGCCUAGCAUCUAGUGUGAUUAGAUGUACAGGAUUUAGUGUUUUUCAACGACCAAAAAGUUACGCAUGUUGCUUUUAUUGGUAAUUACUUUAUCUUGAAUGGGUUUGUGAGCUUUUACAUCUCUGUAAACAUUGGAAUGUACAUAAUUCAUGGUUUGUGUGAUUUAAAGUUUGUUUGAAUUUAUAAUCCGUGGUGAUGCAACCAAAAGGAUGUCCUUGCUACCUUUGGUUCAACUGCCAAUGAGCUACAAAGGAUAGUUGCUCCACUUAAUGUAUGUAAUGAAAAGAACCAUCAGUAUUUGCCA
This is a messenger RNA of Cryptomeria japonica (Japanese cedar), 1025 nucleotides long. RefSeq names its product autophagy-related protein 8C-like. Lineage: Eukaryota; Viridiplantae; Streptophyta; Pinopsida; Cupressales; Cupressaceae. The transcript is spliced from 5 exons. Bases 300 to 719 code for a protein of 139 amino acids. Gene Ontology annotation, biological process: cellular response to nitrogen starvation. The record is from RefSeq and is a predicted model, not a curated record.